AUGUUUGCGCCUUUGGCUCAGACCGUCGAAAGUGGGUUUUGUUCCUGUCUGUGGUUUUUGUUUUGCUCCCUUGCGCCGCCCCUGACUUGCUUCCACAGAAGUGCCACAAAGCGUAAGGAUUUGGGCCUUCUGGUGUCCAGGUUGAAUGGCUUGGAGGCUCUUGUCGCCGAGCAGCGUGCUCUCAUGAUCAACUACGAUGUCCCCGGUCACUCUACCUCGACCGACGCAUUGCACCCUUUUCUCCCCUCGACGACGGGAAUACUACAGGAUCCUGAAGUGGAUCGGCAUCAACCUCAACAUCCACCGCAGAACCAGGGUGAAGAUGGCCUUCCGAACGAUGCCAUUGCUCAAUUGGAUCAGAUCAGCUUUCCCGUCAGCCGGCCGUCCGAACCCAGUCCGGACUGGGCAUACUUGAACUUUUCUGCAGACGACUACUCCUUCGAGACCGACCAGAUGGACUUUCCCGCCCCGAGUAUAUCCACCGACGAAGAGUCCUCGCCGUCCACGAUGAUUGUCGCCCCUUCCCCGGAAGACGCGUCUUCUGAAGAGGGCGAGGACCCAGACUCUGAGCUGACUCAGGAGCUCUCAACUCGAAUGGGCCGACUUCAAAUGGCCGAGGACGGCAAUAUGCGCUACUACGGUGCGACUAGCAACAUGCAUCUGUUGCGGAACGGACUGCAGUCGCUCUUCAAGCCCUUUACUCAGUCGGUCCGAGCCAACGGGCAGGACGCCCUCGUACGAGCUGGUCUCGUUUGGGCGUGCCAUCCAGCCUACGAGCAGCACUUGACCGACGUUUUCUUCACCUGGCACGCUCCGUUGUUGAAUGAGGUAGACCAGGAUGUAUACCUGAGGGAAAAGCAGCGUUAUGAGGCGGGAAUCAACACGCCGUUCUUUUCUCCAACACUUCAGAACGCCAUAUACUGCGUUGCCACCACAUAUGCGACGUGGACACCUCCGACCAUCAAAGACGACCCAGCGCAGUUCUUCGCCCGUCGAACCAAAGUGUUGCUCGACAUCGAGAUGGACUGCCCAGCCAUGGCGACCGUCCAAGCCAUCCUAGUCAUUUCAUCAUACGAGGCUUCCAGUGGUCGAGAUUCGCGUGGUACCUCCGACCCAGGCCAGGCAGUUCAGAUGGUCACCGAUCUUGGUCUACAUUUGAAUCUCGAGGUGGAGACGGACGACGACGAGGCCAAAGACGAGCUUGUGAAGCUCCGGCGCGCCAUAUUCUGGAGCGUCUAUUCCGUCGACACGCUUUGGAGCUCCUACAUUGGACGACCCAGUUUGAUGCACAAGCUCGAAAGCAACGUGCCACUUCCAGAGAUCAAACCGAAUCAAACCCCGGGGUUGGGUUCCUUCUCCGCAAACCAGAAUGCCGCCAUUACCUAUGUUCCUCGAUACAUGGCCGAGUUGACCAUGAAGAUCGGCAAGAUAACAGAUACAUUAUAUACCGGGAAACGGAUCUGCGCUGAAGAGGCUCGUGUUUUCGUCGAUUCCAUGUCCCAGGAGUUGGUGGAGUGGAAGCAAUGCCUCCCACAGCUCCUACAAGUUGACACCAGCUCGAUCAUGAUUGCAGGGUCUACGAGUGACGAAUAUGCGUCUGCGGCCGUGUUGCAACUCUUAAUGUUGUAUUAUCAAGCCGUCAUUCUCCUCCACCGACCAUUUCUCGGCGAGUCGCGGAGUUUUAACCCAGAGGGCGUGUCGCCUCCGUCAUCGUCCUCGACCUCGACCGAAGUCAGCAGCGGCACAUUGCCAGGAAAUGCUCCUUUCGCCCGACGACUGUCCCAGUCCCUGCCCCCGCCUGUUGGUCAUCGGUCGUCGCACGCCUUCAACUGCACCACGUCGGCGACGCAGAUUUGCAAACUGACCAUCCUGUUCCGGCAGCUCUUCACGCUCCGCCACGCCCACGCCGAGACGACGCACAUCCUCGUCACCGCGGGCCUGAUCCACGCGUACAACUGCUGCAUCUUCUCGGGCUCCAAGUGCCAGGAGGCGCAGAAGCUGCUGCUGAUCUGCAUCCAGGCACUGUCCGACAUGGGCCAGAUGUUUGUCAGCGCGAAUCGGGGGCUGGAGGUCCUGUUGUCGCUCAAGCGGAAAUGGCAGAACAAGGACUCGGUCUCCAGGGCGCGCAAGUGA
Molecule: messenger RNA, 2133 nt
Organism: Fonsecaea pedrosoi CBS 271.37
Lineage: Eukaryota; Fungi; Ascomycota; Eurotiomycetes; Chaetothyriales; Herpotrichiellaceae
Exons: 6
Coding region: 1-2133 (710 amino acids)
Biological process (GO): DNA-templated transcription
Molecular function (GO): zinc ion binding; DNA binding
Source: RefSeq, a predicted model, not a curated record